Molecule: messenger RNA, 775 nt
Organism: Rubroshorea leprosula
Lineage: Eukaryota; Viridiplantae; Streptophyta; Magnoliopsida; Malvales; Dipterocarpaceae
Source: the annotation of a GenBank genome assembly
ACAAUUAACCAAGGGGACAAUGAGGGUCACUAUGCUCUUCAUGUUGCUUGUGAAAGCGGUUAUGUCAUUUAACAAAUUGUUCAACCAGUGGUCAGAUACAUCAGAAUACCUUCACAACAAAUGCCAAAAUGUUCUUCACAUUGCGGCCAAGAACGGUAAAGACUAUAUGGUGAGGCACAUAGUUAAAGAUAAAAAAUUUGGGUCUCAACUUGUAAAUGCCAAAGACUUUGAGGGAAAUACACCCUUGCACUUGGCAGCCAUGCAUGGUCAUUCUUUAGUUGUGGGUACUCUGCUAUUGACUGGGAAAUGUGACUCCCAAAUUUUGAAUCAAGAAGGCUUCACAGCCUAUGAAGUUGCUAAGCAGCGAGCUGGAGACCCAAUGGAUCUAGAACACAAAUGGGGCAACGAAAUAUACAGAGCAAUAAGCAGGGCAAUCUGCAAACCAAUGAGCAACAAAUGUGCAGCGUGAAGAUGUCUCUUCAAAGAAUACAAAACGACCAGAUUCAACUGACUCGGAACAUUUAUUCCUCCUUUUGAAAGAGAUGAAGCAGAAGCUCCACUGCACGGAUGUAUUUCAUUGUGGUGGAAAGUAGAAGCUUCACUUUCUAGAGGUUUGAUUUUGCAGUUUUAGAGUUCUUAUGAGAUGUUGUGAUUUUUCUUUCUAUAACAUGGGUGUUCAAACCUUGGUUCCAUUAAUCUCAUAGGAUGUAGUUAUGCUUGGAGUACUGUUCUAUGAUGGUGUGUUAGUUUUUUGCUAUAAAAUGUGCUUAAUUGU